GCGGGGUCCUUUCGUCGCUGAAGCGUCUUCGUAGGAUGGAGAGUGGAGGAUACUUUUGUUUACAGCUAAUAAACAAAUACAAUGAGUGUAUUUCUUUCCAGUUGGUGUAACAUGUAAACCCAUGACAGAUAUUAGAAAACUGGCAGGUGGAACAAUAAGGUCUCGGACUUGCUAACCAAGGCUGGUUAAAACGCUCGCUGAGUCUCAUUGUGUUGUUGACUAAAGUUAGAGCGAACAUCAGUCAUUUGGUGCGUGUUUAUCGUCUGUUUAGGCAAAGAGAUGGCUGUUUAUCCCGGAGCCGUCGACGGACUGAGUGAUUCCACCAAACAACAGGAGAGACACUAUUAUUUACUGUCUGAACUACAAACCCUCGUCAAAGAUUUGCCAAGCUCCUUUCAGCAGCGCCUGUCCUACAACACACUGAGUGACCUGGCCUUGGCUCUCAUAGACGGGACAGUGUACGAGAUCGUGCAGGGGCUCCUGGACAUCCAGCACCUCACAGAGAGGAAUCUGUACAACCAGAGGCAGAAGCUGCACUGUGAACAUCAAGCUCUGAAACAAGAGUUGGCGCGGAAGCACAAAGAGGCGUUGCAGUCCUGCAAGUCUCACAACCUCGCUCUUCUCAAAACAAAUCAGCAAGGGGAGGUAGAGGCUCUGGAAAUUCGUGUGCGAGAUGAGCAAAGAAUGAUGGAUAAGAAGAUUGUGGCAGAAAUGGACCAAAAGGUGAUAGACCAACAGAACACCCUGGAGAAGGCUGGAGUCCCUGGGUUUUACAUCACCACUAAUCCUCAGGAGCUGACAAUGCAGAUGAACCUACUUGAGCUGAUCCUCAAGCUUCAGCAAAAGGAGUCACAGUCAGGAAGCAUAUGAGAAGGAGACCUAACUGUGCCAACAGCAAAAAAAAAAAAAAUCUACAUCAUAUAAUGGCCACAGAAUAAGCUCUUACUCCAUUAACUGUGAGAUUCUCC
Messenger RNA from Myripristis murdjan (pinecone soldierfish), 968 nucleotides. It is a transcript of the gene dgcr6, whose product is annotated as DiGeorge syndrome critical region gene 6. Lineage: Eukaryota; Metazoa; Chordata; Actinopteri; Holocentriformes; Holocentridae. The transcript has 5 exons. The record is from RefSeq and is a predicted model, not a curated record. Bases 280 to 870 code for a protein of 196 amino acids.